This is a messenger RNA of Ornithorhynchus anatinus (platypus), 1786 nucleotides long. It is a transcript of the gene FOXO4, whose product is annotated as forkhead box O4. The record is from RefSeq and is a predicted model, not a curated record. NCBI's taxonomy places the organism in Eukaryota, Metazoa, Chordata, Mammalia, Monotremata, Ornithorhynchidae. The transcript is spliced from 4 exons. Gene Ontology annotation, molecular function: RNA polymerase II cis-regulatory region sequence-specific DNA binding; DNA-binding transcription factor activity, RNA polymerase II-specific. Gene Ontology annotation, biological process: regulation of transcription by RNA polymerase II. Gene Ontology annotation, cellular component: nucleus. Bases 1 to 1242 code for a protein of 413 amino acids.
AUGACGGGAAUUGUAGUCCGCCCGGGACUCGCUUUCCCGGCGGGCGCCGGGCCGCGCUGCAUGACGGGAAUUGUAGUCCGCCCGGGACUCGCUUUCCCGGCGGGCGCCGGGGCGCGCUGCAUGACGGGAAUUGUAGUCCGCCCGGGACUCGCUUUCCCGGCGGGCGCCGGGGCGCGCUGCAUGACGGGAAUUGUAGUCCGCCCGGGACUCGCUUUCCCGGCGGGCGCCGGGGCGCGCUGCAUGACGGGACCUGUAGUCCGCCCGGGACUCGCUUUCCCGGCGGGCGCCGGGCCGCGCUGCAUGACGGGACCUAAGGCGGCCGAAAGCGAGCGGCAGGAGGCCCACUUCCGCGCCGCCGGCGUCCCCCCCCAGGACCGGCCCGACGCGGGCCCGGGCCCCCGGAAGGGCGGCUGUCGACGCAACGCCUGGGGCAGCCAGUCCUACGCCGACCUCAUCAGCCAGGCCAUCGCCAGCGCCCCCGACAAGCGGCUCACCCUGGCCCAGAUCUACGAGUGGAUGGUCCGCUCCGUCCCCUACUUCAAGGACAAGGGCGACGCCAACAGCUCCGCCGGAUGGAAGAACUCCGUCCGCCACAACCUGUCCCUGCACGGCAAGUUCGUCAAGGUGCACAACGAGGCGACGGGCAAGAGCUCCUGGUGGACGCUGAACCCCGAGGCGGGCAAGAGCGGUAAGGCCCCCCGCCGCCGGGCCGCCUCCGUGGACGGCGGCGGCCGGCGGGCGCGGGGCAGGAAGAAGGGGGCGGGCGGGCCGGACGAGCCGGACGUGUGGACGGCCUUCGGGCCCCGCGGCGGCCCCGGCGCCCGGCCCUCCCCGCGGGGGGCCGGGCCCGAGGCGGCGGACGACGGGCCGGCCCGCGCCCCGGUCGGCGAGGAGCUGGAGCUCAUGGACGGGCUCCGCCUCGCCUCCCCCGGCCGGCCGGCCGCCCGCGGGCCGCGGACCCCGGGGGCCGUCCCGGCGGCCGAGGCCCCGCCGCCCGCCGGAGACGUCCUCCCCCCGACGGAGGCGCCGCCGCCGCCGGGGAGCCCCCCGGCCGGCCGGGGGGCGGGCGGGCCGGACCCCCGGGGCCGCCUGCCCCGGGACCUGGACCUGGACCUGGACCUGGAGAACCUGGAGUGCGACGUGGACGGCAUCAUCGGCGACCUCGUGGGCGGCGGCGAGGGGCUGGACUUCGGCUUCGACCCCGAGGCCCGGACCCCCGCCCACCCCUGGGUGUCCGGCUAGCCCGGCCCGGCCGCCCAGACCCGGGGACGCGUCCCCCUCCACCGGGCCGGCGGCCCCGCUCCCGGACCCGCCGUCGCGGGGACCCGGGCCGGGCUUCUCGUGCGGCGGGGGAGGGGGCCGGGACGCGGGGUUUUCCCGGGGGGCGGGCCGGGGGCAGGCCAGCCGCGGAUCACGGCUUUUUAUAAACCUUUUACGACAGUCGUCUGUAUCUAUCAAUCUAUCCGUAAACUCGAGCGUAGGGGUCUGUAGGGGAGCGGGGCCGGCGCUCGCAGCCGGAGGUCUGUCCGCACGCCCCCCCCCCCCCCCGGAAAACGCAGACGCUACGGACUCCCCCCCGGGGGGGGCGGACGGAGAGCCCGGACCGGGGUUCGAGUCCCGACUCCGCCGGCCUGCGUUGGGGCCCCGGAGGGCGGCCGGGCCGGGGCGGGGGGGGUCCCUCGCGCCUCCCCUCCGGGUCGGAGCCUCUCGCCCGACGUCCGGUCGCCCCGGGGGCCGGCGGGCGACCCCCGUCUACGAAUAAACCCAAUAAACGACCUCCAACCGA